AGGUGUCCCUGCCCAUGGCGGGGGGGUUGGGACUAGAUGGUCUUUAAGGUCCCUUCCAACCCGAACCAUUCUAUGAUUCUAUGUCCAAAGACAUCCAAACUUGGAUUUAAUUUGUGGAAUCCAUAGUCAGGGUCUUCUACAGAGAACACUGCACCCUUGGAUCCAUCAGCAUUAUUCAUGCAUGAUGCCCUAGUUUUGAUAGGUUCCCCCAGAUAAUUUGCUCAGAUUGUGUCCAAUCUGCAGACUCUAGUGUAGGUGUAACUCACCUGAAAUAAGCUCCGCCAGGACUAGCAUAGCCACCUGGAGUUUGACGGGGGCCGAGUUACCUUGCUGCUUGGCCAGAAAAUUUAACUUGUUCAAAACUCAGUGUAGCUAUCGCUGAUCAGCUUCCACCAACUGAGCUAACACUGUCCAUGUACUGCUCAGCUCCCAGCGCAGACCCUCAAACAGCUCUGUUGUAUGUAAACAUGGGUCCAGUGUUUGGCGUUUUAAUGACGGGGGACCACAGUUUUCAAGCUAAUCACAAAGCUCACCAUAAGUCACAGAGGACCACAGGACUUCAAAGUGAUCUUUUUUUUCAGCACAGUCCAUUUUAUUGCAAGGUUUGAUGCUGCAUAAUGUCAAUAACAAGUUAUUUCACUGCAGAUGGAUUUUGAUACUGGCUGUUUGCUGAAGUAUCAGAUUUACUCCUUCAAAUAUCCCCCUCUGAGCAAGUUCUUUGUGGAGCACCUCUGCAAAGUUCCCUUUACUGGUCCUGGAGAGAUGUUGAUUCAGCAGAUCUGUUUCAGACAUCUACUCUGGCCCGAGUGCAAGGCCAGGGGAACCAAGUUAGCUAUCUGCGUCACAGACCUCUACUUUUCAUCCAGUGAAUCUCACUCCCAGGGUGUGCUGGUGAGACAUCAGGUCUGCAACAAGGUCCUCUGCAUGGCAGAGAGGAGAGUCUUGGCUGAGCACAGCCAGCACCUCACAGAGCCCCUAACUAUGGUAGUGAAGAAGUGAGAUGCUCCCCUUCCUCCUGAGCAUAUAUAGCAUAUACUCUGGUGAAACUGGGCUAUUGACCCUCUGCUCAGAUGGGGUUAUCUGAAGGAACAAAUCUGAUUCUCGAGCAAACAAUAUCAAAAUCUGAUUUUCGUUUGUUAGUCACACUGUGUAUCUUGAAGGAGAGGCUGGUUUCUACUGGUGAGCAACUGGUUGUACCAGCCACACCAGGGUGAUAAAGCCAGAAUCUUGAAUAGCUGUUAGCACAGAGGUGUGUGCUCCAAACAGUGCUUAGAUACGGAUGUUUGCUAAGGGAUGACCAUCCCUCUGGUGUGCCACCGUUGAUUGGAUGGGACAGUUGCAUAAAGAACCCCAGAAUAAGAGCAGUCUCCAUCCUCCGAGAGAGCCCUGAGGCUGUUCCUGUUCAGAAGAAAGCCAGACUCUAGCAGCAACAUGUCUCAGCUGGAAACUGCAAUGGGAAUGACCAUUGCGGUCUUUGACAAGUACGCAAAGAUGGAUGGCAACAGGCAAACCCUCACCAAAGCAGAACUGAAGACCCUCCUGGAAAAAGAGCUCCCAAACUUCCUCUCGUCAGGGAAGGACAAGGACGCCAUUGAUAAAGUCUUCAAGAACCUGGAUGAAAACGGUGACUCCCAAGUGGACUUCAAAGAAUUUGUCAUCUUUGUGGCAUCUCUGACUUGCUACUGUCACAAAUAUUUUGAGCAGAAAGCAGCCAAUUAAUUGUCAAACUGCUCUCAAGAAGCCGUCUUUGCCUGUGCUCCAUAUGCUAGUAAUAUGGAUCCCUUCACUUCUUCCACGUACCGCCAUGCAGUUUACAAGCGUGCUGGGCUGUAAAAAUAAAUCCUACUGUGCUUCCUUCCCUGUCUCGAAUGUUAAUUUCUGCUCCUUUGUGGAAGAGCCUGGGUUUAACGGCUCCCACGAGCUCUCACUGAAUAUUUUCUCUCUUUUGCUGCUUUUUAAAAUUCUGUUCUUGGCCAAAAGGCUCAAUAUUCAUCCCAGCGCAGAGGCCACACAAGGGCUGGAGCCAUGAGUCAGCUGGAGGCUGCUUUUCUACAGCAGCAUCUCUGGGAUGCAGCCUGCCAAGCUUCGGCUGAUGGAGACUGCAGCCUAAAUCUUCACGUGUGCCACCCCGGCUGCACGGGACGGGUCUCACAGGAGCUGCCUUGGAGCCUGUUUGGUACCCACAGCUGUGGGGUUGUUGCAGGCCUGCCAUGAAGGCUCCUUCUUAGUUAAAUAAAAACAAACCAAAACAAGUCUAUCUUUUUUUGCAGCGUGGAGGAUUCUGUGCAGUUUUAUGUGCUGGUGACCCACCCCACGUGGAUUUACUUCCUAUAACAUGAUAAGGCUUCUCUACCAAUACAAUAUUACUAUACCAUUGGCAAUGUUGGGUUGCACACUGUAACCAUUUUAUUUUAAAUAAAUUUAAAUACCCCCCAAA
This is a messenger RNA of Chroicocephalus ridibundus (black-headed gull), 2437 nucleotides long. It is a transcript of the gene S100P, whose product is annotated as S100 calcium binding protein P. The coding region runs from base 1432 to 1719 and encodes 95 amino acids. The record is from RefSeq and is a predicted model, not a curated record. Gene Ontology annotation, molecular function: calcium-dependent protein binding; transition metal ion binding; calcium ion binding. NCBI's taxonomy places the organism in Eukaryota, Metazoa, Chordata, Aves, Charadriiformes, Laridae. The transcript is spliced from 2 exons.